Messenger RNA from Poecilia reticulata (guppy), 1073 nucleotides. The record is from RefSeq and is a predicted model, not a curated record. Lineage: Eukaryota; Metazoa; Chordata; Actinopteri; Cyprinodontiformes; Poeciliidae.
UGGGUGUCUUUGGGACUGUUCAGCUGUCUGCGAUUUACUCACCAGUUUCUGCCAGACAGGCUGAGCCCUUUGUUGCACUGGAUAACCAUAUGAGCAUGAAACAUUUUAAAUUUUUGUUUCCAUGAGUUUUUCCUUCACUUUGUAGCUGAAGAUGGCAUCCAAAAAGCAAAGCAGAUCGAAUGAGGCACUGGUAACCACAAAGAUCAACAAACCUGUGCAAAAAGACAAAGAAAAUGAGCUCAGAGGAUGUGUUGGAGGCAAGCAGAACUUGAGCAGCGCUCCUAGGACUGCUGGCGGGAAGAGCAGCAAAGGAAGUGACUCGACAGCAACUGGGAGUAAAGCUGCUGGUAGAGGAGGCAGCGGCAGCCACCAGACAACCAGACCAACAUCAGAACCGGCAAAACCAGCUUUCCGCCUGCGGAGCAGCCGCAGUUUUUCCUCCCUGCAAGCCUCUUCUCUGACCGCCGCUCCGUUCAUGAGAAGCAGCCGCUCACUCAGCAGGCUUGAUGAACGAUCCACUGAAGAUUCAUAUUAUACCAGUGCAAGUUCACAAGUAGGAAAAGGACAAAGUACUGGGAAGAAAACGCUGGAUUCUGGGAGGCAGUCUUCUUCGGUGGAGAGAAUUAGCAGCUCCACUCAUCUGCAACCAUCCUCCUCCUCUGUGGUCUCGACUGCUAUAUGUCACCAUCAGACCACCAAAGAAAAGAAGCAGAUCAAAGAUGGGGUGUACACGCUGUGUGCAAUGACCGCUGGAAUGAAGCACAACUGGGUGCAAGCGGUUUUUAAAAAUGUGCAGCCCAAUCGUACACAAGAAGACCAAAGCUCGGUUGCAGAGAAUGAAGAAGAUGAGCUGGAGGACUGCAAAGAGUCACGUGAGCAAGAACCGACGUCUCAGCAGCAGCUAGAAGGGACGCAAAGCCCGGCCGAUUUAGACCCGUCAUCCCUUCGUCCCCCUGUCUCACCCUCUUCUUCACCUGCAAAUCCUCCACAGCGGGUGGAGGAGGCUGAAGAAGCCCAGUGCCGCCCUCCUGUGGAAACCAAUGAGACUGGUGAGUCACGUCACCAGCCCAGAU